CGCCAAUAACAACAACAGCAACACGUUUGUCAUAUGUCACAGUUUUUGCGAGUACUGUGUCCUGUACGAUCAUGGCAGGUCUAGCAAGAGAAGUUGUCAGGUGGCUUCAGAGUUUAGAUCUAACUUGGCAAGUAAAAACACCAAAAUGGGAUUUGUCAAAUGGCUACCUAAUAGCAGAGAUCUUCUCUUGGUAUUACCCACAAGAAAUCACAAUGCACUCAUUCAAUAAUGGCACGUCACUUGAUAUGAAGUUGUUAAAUUGGCACGUCCUUAAAAAUUUUUUCAAAAGGCAUAAGUUUGCAAUUCCUGAAGAAUAUGUAGAAGGCACAAUACACUGCAAGGAGGGAGCUGCUAAACUGCUAAUAGAAAGCAUAUAUGAAAUUCUUACAAAUAGACAAGUACGACGAUUGCCAUCUGAAUAUGAGAUUGAUUUCACAGACCGACAGUAUCAGGAAAAGCUUCCUAUGCAUGCGCGCUCUACAGCAUCACAAGCUGUGAAGAACAACCUUAGAAUUACUGAGCUCAUGGCAGAUAACAGCUUUAUUUUAGGACAACAAAAAGCUCAGGAAAUCAUAGGAAGUCAUGUGGAGCACAGGCGACAGGAAAGGUUAGAGGAUCCGCGACGCUUUGGUAUUAAGCCAACACUAGGAGAGCGCAGCCCCCGCCGCCCUCCUCCCCCACUUCAUGGAAAUACUGAAUUCAGUGAAUUAGAGAGAGGAAUUAUGCAUUCUAAAAAACAUUCAGCAGCAAGCAAGGGUAGUAAUGUUUCGGCCUCUCCAUCUCGAGUCCCUACAGUGCAAUUUAAGGAAGUGGAGGUCAAACAACUGGGAAGACCAACACCACAGUUCAGACCAGCCUUAUCUGCACAAUAGGGGGCACCACUGUCUUCACUAUCUGCUCAGUAAAUGGCAGCUGGUUAUUAUCAUGGGCUUGUUUUCAUAUAAAAAAUUGAAAAUUCCAUGACAUAAAAACUUUAAUUCACAAUGACUGCUUCUUAAUGUGGGUAUUCUUUUAAACAAAUCUCAAGAAAGCUUUUGUGAAGCCUGGAAAGUAAAGGGCCUAAAUGGAAAGUUUAGGGUGUGCAUGUUAGUAGAAAAAAAUUAUGUUGCCAAUUAUUAUUUAAUACAUGAACUUUCAAUUUAUUUCUAGGUUUCAUGUUCUAAUACUGCAACUGUAAAAAUUGUGGACCAUUAUUAAUACAAUGUUUCACUUGGAUUGUGCAUUUAAAAAGUAUUGCAUCUGGAACCAGUGUGCAUGCAUGUAGAAUUAAUAGUGCUUUUAUUAUGUAUGUAAAAUGUGGUGAUAUGUACAUAAUAUAUUUUUAUCCAACAAAACAUGUAAUUUUUAGUAAAAUGAAGUUUAUAAAAAAUGUAAAAUG
Lingula anatina is the source of this 1378-nucleotide messenger RNA. RefSeq names its product spermatogenesis-associated protein 4-like. Gene Ontology annotation, cellular component: axoneme. Gene Ontology annotation, molecular function: microtubule binding. Gene Ontology annotation, biological process: regulation of cytoskeleton organization. The record is from RefSeq and is a predicted model, not a curated record. NCBI's taxonomy places the organism in Eukaryota, Metazoa, Brachiopoda, Lingulata, Lingulida, Lingulidae.